AUGAGUGCAUCCCCUCCCUCCCUGUCCACAGCCGCCGCUUCGGUCACCCCUCGCCCGCCCGACACCGUCGCAGCUCUUCUCUGUGACAACUGUCGCUGCCCUAUUGGUUCGCUGUGGGACGUGCUGCCGGCGGAGGCGGCGGUUCCUGCGUGGAGAGAGCAGGUGUACAGCUACGAGCUGGACCUCUUUGCCGAUGGGUCGCCGCCCAUACAGGCGUACAGCGCCACGAACCCGAACGCACAUCGGUUUGAUCUGUUGCGUUUGACUCCAUAUGUGACAGUGCAUCGAGCCUCAGCGCCAAGUAGCGCCGCUCCACCACUAGACGUGGGUGCUUCGCAGGCAUAUAACAGGGAUACCUCGACUACGGUCGCUGCACCCCUCGACGCAGAGAAGUGCGAGGGACCAGUGCAGGUCGAGGAUGCCUCCACAGCGCCUGCACAACCGGCGGAUGCGACAGGACCGCAUGAUAUUGCCUCCACCACGCUUCACGCACCGCCUUUCGUGGAGUGUGACACGUGCGUCUACUCCUCCGAGCACUCCUUCUUCUCCGGCUAUGCGUGGUGCUUCUGCACCUGCGGCAACUGUGGCGCCUUCCUGGGGUGGGGUUUCGCCGCGUUAGACCGCCUGCACGCUGCACAACGUCUCCGCCGCAGCGACAAGAGCGGCAGCAUGUCAGAGACCAGUAACGAUAACCGUAUACGCAAGAAGGGGGCCCGCCAGGAGGAAGAGGUGAGACAAGCCGAGGCAGAAAUCGACACAGCCGCAGCUACAAGCAGCAGCCAGCCUGCCGAGUCAAAUUCCGCACCCGUAGUACUGACUGCUCGUGCCUUGGAUCAACACCAGCAAUCGCCAUGUGGGGAGGACGAACCCUGCAGAAGCAGCGCACACGCUAGUGAUCUUUCGCCGCCACACGACUCCAACGACGACGACAGCGAUGAAUACACGUCCACAACGACGGUCACUGACAGCAACGGCAGCGACGACAGCAACGCCAUCGGCGGUAGCGGCCAUCAUCGUGGUGGGCAAAUGCACAUAAGCACCGGUGUAGCACCCGACUUCAUUGGCAUCAUCAUCACUCAUUGCACCGGCGAGCCGGACUAUCCCAUAGCGUCCCUCAUACGUGAGGUCGAGUGGCGCACAGCUCGGCAACGACGCCGCAAGAGGGUUCAAGCUCUGACACGUCACCUUCGCGCCCUCCUCCCAGAAGUGAGAGACAGCUACCAUGCGCAUGAGAUUUACCAUAACUUCCACACGAUGGAACAGCUGCUCUACGCCACCCCAAUUUUCCCGUUGCCAAGGACAUCAGGUGGAUCCGCAGCCACGGUGACCGCACCCCUGUCCGACGUGGAUGAAGACGGGGUGCCGAUUAGCAUGCACGCCGCGGUAGAGGCGGCACGCAUCGCCGUAGCGCGGCAGAUGAACAGCGACAACAGCAGGGAUGUCAACGGCAGCGGCUGUCACAGCAGCUCGCACGAGGGAGACGAUUCCUCGUAG
This is a messenger RNA of Leishmania braziliensis MHOM/BR/75/M2904, 1494 nucleotides long. RefSeq lists its product as hypothetical. The transcript has a single exon. Lineage: Eukaryota; Euglenozoa; Kinetoplastea; Trypanosomatida; Trypanosomatidae. Bases 1 to 1494 code for a protein of 497 amino acids. The record is from RefSeq and is a predicted model, not a curated record.